Molecule: messenger RNA, 130 nt
Organism: Diversispora eburnea
Lineage: Eukaryota; Fungi; Glomeromycota; Glomeromycetes; Diversisporales; Diversisporaceae
Source: the annotation of a GenBank genome assembly
AUGGCUGAACUAAAUACCAAUACAAAUUCGAUUACAGCAAAAGAUAUUGAAAAGGCAUUGCUUGAAGUCUUAAAUACAACAAUUCGUCGAAAAUUUAAAAUUGAUAGCAAAUUCGUUAAAGACCAUCUAA